AUGGCAACUUCACUUCUAGGGGAAGAACCUCGCUUGGGCUCCACUCCCCUGGCCAUGCUCGCCGCCACCUGCAACAAGAUCGGCAGCCCCAGCCCGUCGCCGUCGGCCCUGUCGGACAGCGCCUCGUCCUUCGCCAAAGGCUUCCACCCCUGGAAACGCUCCUCGUCGUCGGGCAGCUGUAACGUGGUGGGCUCCGGCCUGGCCGGAGUCGGUGUCUCGGCCGCGGCCCGCAACGGCUCCUCGGCUCACGCGGCGGCGGCAGCGGCAGCGAUGGCGCACCCCUACGAGUCGUGGUUCAAGCCCUCGCACCCGGGCGAGGCGGCCGCCUCCAGCUGGUGGGACGUGGGCGCCGGCUGGCUCGACGUGCAGAACCCCAACGGCGUCCACCCGGCGGCGGCCGGCGGACUGCAGGCCGGCUCCCUGCACUCGCCGCUGGGCGCCUACAACUCGGAUUACUCGGGCCUGGCGGGCCACUCGGCCUUCAGCAGCGGCGCCGCCUCCUCGCACCUUCUCAGCCCGGCCGGCCAGCACCUCAUGGACGGAUUUAAGCCCGUGCUGCCGGGCUCCUACCCGGACUCGGCGCCCUCGCCGCUGGCGGCCGGCGCCGGAGGCUCCAUGCUGGGCGGCGGCCUCCUGCGCUGGCACACGGGCGAGCGGCCCUUCGUCUGCAACUGGCUCUUCUGCGGCAAGCGCUUCACCCGCUCGGACGAGCUGCAGCGCCACCUGCGCACGCACACGGGCGAGAAGCGCUUCGCCUGCCCCGUCUGCAACAAGCGCUUCAUGCGCAGCGACCACCUCAGCAAGCACGUCAAGACCCACAGCGGCGGCGGGGCGGGAGGCGGCGGCGGCGGCGGCGGCGGGGCGGGCGGCGGCAAGAAGGGCAGCGACACCGACAGCGAGCACAGCGCGCCCGGCAGCCCGCCCUGCCACUCCCCGGAGCUGCUCCAAGCCCCCGAGCCCGGCCACAGGAACGGCCUGGAAUGA
This is a messenger RNA of Gekko japonicus, 984 nucleotides long. Its product is annotated as transcription factor Sp8-like. The record is from RefSeq and is a predicted model, not a curated record. NCBI's taxonomy places the organism in Eukaryota, Metazoa, Chordata, Lepidosauria, Squamata, Gekkonidae. Gene Ontology annotation, biological process: regulation of transcription by RNA polymerase II. Gene Ontology annotation, molecular function: DNA-binding transcription factor activity, RNA polymerase II-specific; RNA polymerase II cis-regulatory region sequence-specific DNA binding.